Molecule: messenger RNA, 2598 nt
Organism: Exaiptasia diaphana
Lineage: Eukaryota; Metazoa; Cnidaria; Anthozoa; Actiniaria; Aiptasiidae
Product: sphingosine 1-phosphate receptor 3-like
Exons: 1
Coding region: 27-980 (317 amino acids)
Biological process (GO): G protein-coupled receptor signaling pathway
Cellular component (GO): membrane
Molecular function (GO): G protein-coupled receptor activity
Source: RefSeq, a predicted model, not a curated record
UCGCCCUUAACCCUGGUAUUAAGGGAAUGAUGAACGAGUCUUCGUAUAACGGAUCAAGCCAGUUCGUGGUGCCGUCGCGUGUAACGGCAGUAGUUUGGUGUGUUGCGUUCGGUUUUACUGGUACAUUAAUAGUGACUUUAAACGUUGGAACACUCAUAACGUUUGCUAUAAACAAACCCUUGCGACGMCAUGGAGUAUACAGUCUUCUAAACUUGGCUACAGCUGAUAUGCUACUUGGCUUAGUCAUGAUACCCUACUAUACUAUCGAUGUAGCCAGCGCGAUCUUAGCGAAACAAAUAGUUCAUCCACAGAUAUUAACCACAUUACGAGCUUUGUACAUUACUACAGUCGUUGCGUCGCUGUUUUGCUUGGCUCUCGUGUCACUUCAACGCAUGUAUGCGACGUACUGCCCGUUUGGCUAUCGCGCUAAGGAGGCCAAGAUGCUUGCGUCAAUGUUCACCGUCCCUUGGAUGCUAGCCGGUGCCACCUCGUUGGUAUUUUUCCUAUUGGACAGCGUUCAAGACCAAAUUGUGAUUUUUAUCCAGGUUUUAUUUGCAUUGUCACUUGGUAUUAUUCUCAUAUGUUACAUUGCUAUUUUCAUCAAAGUUAAAAUGCGCUGUAGUCGUCAGAGGCACAUCGACAUACGUGACAGGCAUCUGGCAGGUACAGUUUUCAUGGUUACCGCUCUGUCCCUAAUCACAUGGAUCCCCUCAAUUGUGUUCCAUAGUAUCUACAAGACCCAGACCAGAGGUUUUAGCUUUAACUUACAGCUAUCCAUAUACUUGAUUUUGUGCACAAACUCAUUAAUCAAUCCGAUUGUAUAUUUGCUAAGAAUGAAGGAUUUUAGGAAGGCGUUGUUCAGACUUAUGACCAAAUGCUCGGCAGUUGGAAUGUCAAUGUCUCCUGUUCAUUAUAUAAACUCAACCUCAAGAAGAAGUAGUGAAGUCCGUUUGACUAGUGUUUGCUUUAAAGAGACAUAAGUCUAUCAAUAUAGAAGCCUAUUAGCGGCAUAAACUUGAAAGAAAACACUAUACUUCAACUAAUUAAGUAGCAAAAUGGAAACUAAAACUGAGAAAUAUGGCGGGAGUGAUUAAAGUGUGUGUAAGUCAAUACAAAACGGCGCGAUACUGAAUAAUGUUUUUUCUACGUAUAAAGAUAUUGAAUUAGAACCAAGAUAGUAUUAUCUAUAACUUGCAGAAAAUGCAUUAGCGAUUUAAAUGGCUUUAUGGCAGCACUAAAAUGGCUUCAAUAACACUUCAAUAGCUUUUCAGCACUUUAAUGGCUUUUACAGUUUACUUCCUACACAGUUCGCUUUCCUUUGAAUGAACGCGUAGUUUGGUUUCGAUCUCCGAAGAGGAGUUGCGUUGUUUAUCUAAUCAGUUAAUGAAUUCAAUUGAACGCGGAGUCUUGUAAUCUUUAACCAACGCAAAGGAAUUCUAGCACACGGCACUUGAAGUUUGUAAAAAGCAGUGCUUCUGUGUUGAGAUGUCGGAUAAAUUAUCCGAUAAUUAUUCAGGGAAAACCAUGCAUUUUAGAACGGGGUAAAAAAAGCAUGAAGUGCACAUUAAACUAAUACACCUUAGUUCGCUCUAAUUGCAGACGAGUGUUUUCUUUUGUGUCUAUUUGACCUUAAUAGUUAGAUUUUGUCUCACUCUAGGAGAUGUUACUGCGCUUAAAAUAUGAAAUAAUAAUAACAAGAGCAAAGAAUGCAUACACAAACUCCGACGCAAAUAAUUGAAAACAUAAAAAAAAAACAUAAAAAAAACGAUGAAUGAAUUAGCAGAAAAUAUAACAAAAAUCAAUCCUUAAAAGGCAACUAACUACAUAUUAAACCGAACGACCGAAUAAUAAACAAAUAAAUAUAUGGACAAAGAAACAAAGGAAUAAAAUUAACCACUUAAUGUUGAAAAGAAAAAKAAAAUAAUUGGAAGAUGAAACUAUACAAGUGAGCGAGUUACAAUUAAGACGAUAUAUGAGGUAAAAUACUAUCCAAAAAACUGAGCAAUAUCAUCUGAUAAUUCUUUCAAUAGAUUAUUUUUAACCAAAAGUACAGAUAAAGAACAUGUUGAAAACCUCUUACUAGACCAUGAUAACAAUUUUAAGGACCGGCUUAUCUGUCUGAUAGGGUGCGGUCAAGUAGAUGGUUUAUUUUAUUAAAAGCUCGGUACAUCGCAAUGGAUAUGUACAUUAUCAUUGUARAAGGCAUGCACAGGAAACGGCGGCGAUUCACAGAAAAAUUGUAAAGAAUCCACGAAACUAAUUACAGUAGCUCGGUAUCGUGUCAGGGUCAAUAAUUUAAUCCAAUAAACGCUUUCAACUUUCAUAUAUUGUCUACAAGGUAUUAAAAAUGUCUCGCAGGAUUAAUUAUUAUAUGAGAUCUGCAAGCAAACGGUAAUUCAUAUUCAAGUUUCAAUAUAAAAACACUUCCGUUUUGGCAAACACCAAGAAUUUUGUAUUAUUUCAAAAGACGACUAUGAAUCACGGCAAUGAAAUUCCUUAAAAAUGGACUUUAUCCMUYUACUCAUUAAAGAGCUUUCGUUUAUGAAAAUAUAAAUACAUCGUAAUUCAAGCAAAAACGUACUGUCUAUAAUUCAUUUC